Orbilia oligospora ATCC 24927 is the source of this 777-nucleotide messenger RNA. RefSeq lists its product as uncharacterized. Bases 1 to 777 code for a protein of 258 amino acids. The transcript has a single exon. Lineage: Eukaryota; Fungi; Ascomycota; Orbiliomycetes; Orbiliales; Orbiliaceae. The record is from RefSeq and is a predicted model, not a curated record.
AUGGACUACGGCAUGAAAACCCUGAAAUCUCCAAACUUUGGCAUCUGGGGCGGUGGUAGAACAGCUAGUUCAACGACAUCCUUUGCAACUAGUACAUCGCGACCUUCAACUACUACUACUAGCGAGUCCGAACCAUCCACGACAUCGUCUGAUUCCGAGGCCACGACAUCGAUGUCAACAUCGUCUUCGGAAACAUCAGAUCCUUCUCCAACCGAAAGUCCGGAUUCAGCACCGUCUAAUGGUAUCUCUGGGACUGUCCUUGGUGGUGCAAUCGGCGGCUCCAUAGCUGGAACACUUGCGAUAGUUGGCAUCAUUUGGUUCAUGAGAAGGAGUAUGGCACAAUCUCGUGCUAGCCACGGAUCAGACAGACCGAAUGCUUCAAAUCCAAACAAUCAACCACCCGGUUACCAACCUGAUAGCGGUAACCCUAAUCAGCAAUGGCCGUAUCAACAAAUGAACGCCCCGAGCACAACGAGUGUCAAUCAUCUCAAUAACGAAUAUAAGGGAUUUGCACACCCUCCUCCUCCUCCUCCUCCUCCUCCACCACCGCCAACGACCCAUAUGCCCCGCCCAAAUGCUACUACUAUGAAUGAAAUGCCGACCCAAAUGCAUCAAGAGCCGGUGGAGCUUCACUCUAUGCCUCAGAAUAAUACCGCAAUAGAAAUGCCUGGUGAUAUGAGCUGGAGUACGCAGCUCCCAGCUCCAGUUGCCCAAGGACAGCAGCAGCAGCAGCAGCCACAGAGAUACGUAUAUGGUCCUCAGAGCUAUAACCGGUAA